This is a messenger RNA of Rhizophagus irregularis DAOM 181602=DAOM 197198, 2230 nucleotides long. RefSeq lists its product as uncharacterized. The record is from RefSeq and is a predicted model, not a curated record. Gene Ontology annotation, cellular component: plasma membrane. Gene Ontology annotation, molecular function: urea transmembrane transporter activity. Gene Ontology annotation, biological process: urea transmembrane transport. Lineage: Eukaryota; Fungi; Glomeromycota; Glomeromycetes; Glomerales; Glomeraceae.
AUAAAUCUAAAGAAACAAACCUUCUUAUAUGAAAUUAUAGUUUCUUUUGUUUUUAUUUUCAAAGGAUUUUAAUAUUUUUUGUAAAUAAUUAUUUCUUUUUAAAAAAAUCUUUCAAAUUUUUAAAUUAAAAAAAUGGCCGGUCCUCCUCUUGAACAAGGAGUUGGUUGGGGAAUCGUUUUGGGAUUUGGUGCAUUCUUUGCGAUUGUAAUGUCUCUCUUAACGUUGGCUCAAAAACGUUAUCUUCAAGAACAUCAAACUUCUGAAAUGUUUAUGACAGCUCAUCGUUCUGUAAAAACUGGUCUUGUAGCAUCUGCUGUGGUCUCUUCUUGGACUUGGGCCGCUACACUUUUACAAUCUUCAUCUGUUGCAUAUAAAUAUGGUGUAUCUGGACCUUUCUGGUAUGCAUCUGGUGCAACCAUUCAGGUUUUACUUUUUGCUAUUCUUGCUGUCGAAGUUAAACGAAAGGCUCCAAAUGCACAUACUUUCCUUGAAAUUGUUAAUGCUCGUUAUGGAAAAGCAACUCAUAUUAUAUUUUUAAUUUUUGGUAUGCUCACCAACGUUAUUGUAACUGCUAUGUUGUUACUCGGUGGUUCAGCUGUCGUGAAUGCACUUACCGGUGUUAAUACUAUUGCUUGUUGUUUCUUACUUCCUCUUGGUGUAUUGGUUUAUACAUUAUUUGGUGGUCUAAAAGCAACAUUCUUGACAGAUUACGUUCAUACCAGUGUCAUUUAUAUUAUCAUUCUUUCAUUCUUAUUCACCGUUUACGCUUCAUCUGAUGUUAUCGGAUCUCCAGGAAAAAUGUAUGAUUUGUUGCUUGAUGCUUCAAUAAAAAAUCCCGUAGUAGAUAAUGAACAAGGUUCAUAUGUAACAAUGGCAUCUUUACAAGGAAUAAUUUUUGGUAUUAUCAACAUUGUUGGUAAUUUUGGAACCGUAUUUGUGGAUAAUGCUUACUGGCAACGUGCUAUUGCUGCUCGUCCUUCUUCUACUGUAAAGGCUUAUUUAAUUGGUGGUUUAUCAUGGUUUUCAAUUCCAUUUACCUUGGCUACAACUAUGGGUAUUGCUGGUGUCGCUCUUGUUGGUGCUGGUAAAAUGGAUCCUCCUACAGAUCAUGAGGUUUCUGCUGGUUUGGUACUUCCAUUGGCUGCUACUGCUCUAUUAGGUAAAGCAGGUGCUUUUGCUGUUAUGGUCUUGGUUUUCAUGGCUGUCACAUCUGCUGCUUCAGCUGAACUUAUUGCUGUAUCAUCAAUUUAUACUUAUGAUAUCUAUCGUACAUAUAUUCACUCUGGUGCUCUUGGAAAACAAGUUAUUCGUCAAUCACAUGCAUCUGUUAUUUUCUUUGGUCUAUUAAUGGGUGCUUUAGCUACUAUACUUAAUUACAUUGGUGUUGAUUUAGGAUAUAUGUAUUUGCUUAUGGGAAUUAUUUCAUCACCUGCCGUUAUUCCUGUUGCAUAUACUCUCGUAUGGAAAAAACAAACUGCCGUUGCAGCUGUUGCUGGUGCUUUAUUAGGUCUUAUUUGUGGUAUCAUAGCAUGGCUUGUUGCUGCACAAAAAUUAUUUGGUGAAAUUACACUUAAAUCAACUGGUGAUAAUUAUCCUAUGUUGGCCGGAAAUCUUUCAUCUUUGAUCAUUUCAGGAUUAGUAGCAACAAUAGUAUCAUUGAUUAAACCAGCAAAUUUUAAUUUCGAUAUAACACGACAAAAAUUAGAGAUUUUAACAGAUGAUGAAGUAGUUGAAAAUGCCAUUCAUGAAGAUCCAAUGGAAAAAGAUCCUGUUAGAUUGACAAAAGCUUUCAACUUUGCUAUCAUUAGUUCUGUCGCAUUAACGAUCAUAUUAAUUAUAAUUUGGCCAUUACCAAUGUAUGGUACAAGAUAUGUAUUCUCAAGACCAUUCUUCACAUUUUGGGUUGCUAUUUCUAUGAUUUGGGCAAUUAUUGCUACAAUUGCAUGUACAAUUUAUCCAGUUGUUGAAUCUCGAAGAAGUAUUACUACUGUAAUUGUUGGAAUGAUAAGAGAUAUUCGAGGACAAAGAAUUACUCACGAAAAGAAAACUGAUGGUAUUGAUAAAAGUCCAUCAGAAAUAAUUGAAGAUAAAGCAUAAAAAGAAAAAUUAAAUAAUUAAAUAAAAUAAAAUAAAAUAAAAUAAAAUAAAAUGUACAAAGUAUUUUAUAAGAUAGUAGUAAUUCCUGAUAACUUUAUUUAUAAUAAUGAAUUUUUUUUAUAAUCAAACCCCC